UUUAAUUUCUAAAGAACACAAUAGGUUGUUAGAAAAGGUUCGACACUUGUACAAAAUUUUGUACAGUGGAACCGGUACGAUCUUCCUAGGACCAACCAACAGAAUCACCACCGAUGAUCAUUCUAAUUUCACCCCGAGCGGCAUUGUUUCGAUUCUCCUCCUCCCAAGCUGAAGGCCUAGUCCGCUCAGUAAAAGCUCGAACGGGACUUGUGUUAUUUCUUCUUUACGACUAACGAUGGCGUUGUUCGUCCGCCAAUCUAUCUUCUUUUCUUCGCCCAUCCGACCGGUGUUGAUGUCAUCGCUCAGGAGUCGGUGAACAAUAAUGGUAUCUUAGAGGAGUCGAUUGACUGGAAAUCAACGUCAGGUCAUAGCAGCCGCGCGUGUUGUGCGUCGUUGACUGAUGGAAGGAGCAAAACAACGAUGCCCAUGACUUGCCUUUCGUAGCUUUUAGGCUACAUGCUGCAUGUCAUGUGUUCUUGGCUUCCUGUGCGACUGUGCUACUCCCGAUCAGGGGCCCUUUGGUGGUUGAUGAAUGGUGGGCGACCGCCGUUCUAAGGGACCAGUGUGCUCGGCAGGCGCUUCCUUCCUUCACGCCAUCUGGGCUUCCUCCACAUUUAUAUAUUCAGUGGCCUGCCUAAGUAGGUGGUCGAAGUCUUUUAGCGGCCUUUGGAUGAGGGAGAUGAAGAAUUCCCCUUCGGUAAGCCCUUGGGCGAAGGCAUUUACCAAUAUCUCCGAGGAGACCGAUGCAAUGUCCAUGGCCACCUGAUUGAACCGCUUAAUGUAUGCCCUUAGUGCCUCGUUGGGUCCUUGCUUCAACGCGAACAGGUUAACACUUGUCUUCUCGUAGCGGUGACUGCUGGUGAAGUGGUGCAAGAAUGCCACUCAGAAGUCUUUGAAGUUAUGGAUUUAUCCGACCGGUAAUCACCUAAACCAGUGCUGCACUAAUCAGGAAAGGGUGCUGAGGAAGACUCGGCACUUCACUCCGUUAGUGUACUAAUAGAGUGUGGCCGCAUUAUCGAACAUGGCCAGGUGGUCGUCCGAAUCGAUCGUUCCAUUGUAUUCCCCAAUCAUCAGUGGGGUGUAGUCGAGGCAAGGGGUCGUCCAAGAUCCUCGGAGAGAACUGCCAGUUGAUCCACUAGGCGAAUCAUCAUUUCUUGGUGCUUCCCCUUUUGUGCAUCUCGAAUGGGUGCGUUGUUCGAGGAGGAUCCUGGUUCUCUGCCCAUUCGACAUUGCUCCUCUGAUGAAGUUUGGAACAACGCGCGAUGAAAGGGGAUCGACAUAUUGGGCGAUCCCCGUAUGUGCCGGUCGGCUUCUUAUUCUGCCAUCGAACGAAUACAUGUUUCGCUCGAUCUCUAUAUAUAGCUUGCUGCCCCGUUGUUAAUGUCAUGGGCUCAUGUACCUAGCGCUCGGCCAGCGACUGUUGUUGUUGUUGCUCCACCAUUUUUGUUACUCGUGCUUGUAUCAACAUAUCUAAUUCCUCCUUUGUCAAUUUCACUAUUAUGAGUCAUCCAACGCCCUCUAUCUUCGCAUUUCGGAUACAGGCUACGUUCCCACAUACGACGCCAAUAUGCUCCUGUCUAAAAAUCAUGAAGAAGGCUAGCUGGGGAUGUAGCUUCUGGGUUGACCGCUUGUAGACCUCGCUCCGCUCUGCAAUACAAGAAGCGUCAGUGCCGAGCCAAGGAAGGGCCCCCAACAUUAGCCCUCCAACGCUCAAGUCAGUCACCGGAAAAAUGAAAAAAAGCGGAGCAACAGUAAGCACAGACGUGAAUAGUGAAUAACGCGUACCUCUGCCGGUGCAUAGGCCUUCCUUUAUAUAGCGCCUCAGCGGGCGACGUGCACGCUUCUCAAGGCAUGGGCAUGUUCUCCAAAUUAUCCUAUGAAAGGACAUGUCAGAAAAAUGGCUCUGAUACCAUACUUUAACAGGACACGCAAAUUCCUUACAAGAUUGUAGAAGCUUUCAUCAUACGAUCCGCUUGUUGACCAUGCAUCGAUGUCAGCAGUAUUAUCUCCCAAAGGGAUAUCAAUGGAUAUGAGAGAGGUCCCAUUGCUUGGUCAAGCGGAGGAGUCACUCGGUUGGGGAUCUCGGCUCGGUAGACCUCUGCUUCCCUGUAAUGACUUGGUUCGGUAGAUUAUUUCCACCCGACUAGGCAAGCGCUCCGGUCGUCUUAACAUUCCUCCGCUCCAUGAUGAACACAUGAUGUUCUUGCUGCAGUGCUCUUGGCUGUACGGAUGUUCUGCUUGGACCAAUCAUUUAUCGAUCGGAUACUUAAUGCCUGAUCAGCAACUGAGUAGACAUCCGCUCAGCUCAUCUUUAGUGAACUUGUUGUUAUCUGGUAUUGAUCACCAUAACUUUAACUUCUAUAUUGAUUGGUAUCUCCAUUUUUUACUCUCACUUGAUGAACCUCUUUUUAUCAUCACAUCAGUGUGACUACUAAGUGAGCCUACAACUACCAAGAAGUGGGAGAGGAACAAAACGGUUUGAUUUAGAGAUCACUAGAUCUGCCUAAACACCAACAGUCAAAUCAAAUAAUUAUAUUCUUUUGUUGCUGCAAACUAACAACAACUGCCCUAUUUACACAGGUCUCAUGCAUUCUCUAAGACUACUACUACUGGGACACUGUCCCAGGGCUAUGGUGUCCGUAGUGAGAUAUUCAUGUCUUCUCUAAGACUACUAUUACUGGGACACUAUCCCAGGGCUAUGGUGUCCUUAGUGAGAUAUUCAUGUUGUUAUUUAGAUAUCCAUAGUUCGAUCCUAGUUAUAAUAUAUUUAUAGAAAUUUUAUCUCCAAAUGAUAAUCGUAAUCAUAGGAUAUUGGACUCUUAGGCUGCUCGUUGUAUGCGCUUCCCGAUUUAUCCUGAUAAUCGAUAAGAAAUUUUCGUGAGAUCAAGUUGAUCAUCAAGGAUAAUGAGAUUAACGGAGAGUAUUAUUAUUUUAUUUAUUUAUUUAUUUUUUCUUAAAACUACUAUUACUUCCCUUAUGAUAUUAUUCGAGUACUUGCACCACAACCACCAUGCUCAGCUCACUUAUGUCUUCCACCGGCGGAGGCAAGGCUGGAGCUCAUCAACAUGACUCCAGCCUCCAACAUUGUGAUCCCGUUUUCUCUUCUUUCCCCGUGCGGCAGCUUCUCAUCCGCUGCGCAGAUCUUGUCCACCACGGCGACCUCCCCGCCGCAGGCCGUGCCAUCUCCUCCCUCCUCUCCGUGGCCAACACUGGCUCUGACGACGCCACCGACCGCCUCGUACGCCAAUUCUGCAGAGCGCUCUCCUUCCGCAUCGCCGGACGUCCAGGCUGUUGCCCCCCGUCCUCCUCUGCCUACUUCCUCUUCAACCAUAUCGCCCCCUUCCUCCGCUUCGCCCACCUGACUGCGAACCAGGCCAUCCUCGAGGCCGCGGCUGGUUGUCGCCAAGUCCACAUCCUCGACCUCGACGCUCACCACGGCCUGCAGUGGCCGCCUCUCCUCCAGGCCAUCUCGGCAGCCGGAGAUAUUCAUCGUCCCCCUUCGAUCAGGAUCACUGGCGCGGGGAGCGACUUCGAGACUCUCUGCCGCACCGGCCAUCGCCUGAGCGCCUUCGCGCAUUCUUGCGACUUGGACUUCGAUUUCCGACCUCUUCUCCUUCCUGACCACCGUCCCAACUAUGAUCGCAUCCUCAAUCAGCUCGUCCAUGGCGAAACCCUUCUGGUCAACUGUGUUCUCUUCCUCCACAAGCUCCAAAACGAAGAACUCCUCACUUUUCUCAGAACUCUCAAAGCAAUUAAACCGGCGGUGGUGACGGUGGCGGAGAGGGAAAUGCCGCCGCUGCCAACCCACAGCUCCCCGGACUUCAUCCAACAAUUUGCCGCCACAGUGGAGCACUACUCGGCAAUGUUCGAGUCGCUAGAGGCCACAUUUCCGCCGUGGAGCCGGGAGAGGUCGGAAGUAGAGCAAUCAUGGCUAGGGAGGGAGAUUCAAGGUGCAGUCGCCGGCGGCGAGUCACACAGGUGGUCGGAAAAGUGGGAGUUUGCAAUGCGAAGUGCCGGAUUCAAGAGCAUUCCGCCGAGCAGGUUUGCCGUGUCACAAGGAAGAAUGUUAUUGCGACUCCAUUACCCGACGGAAGGGUACAAUGUGGAGGUGGAGAAGGAGAAGGAGGAGUUCUUCUUCCUGAGGUGGAAGAACAAGCCUCUCUAUUCAGUCUCCUCAUGGAAAUAAAAAAAAAAAAGGCAUGGUCAUAUGGCAUAGUUAUCUUACAUAAAUUAAUAACUACUAAGGAAUUAAUAUUUGAUUAGUUAAGUUAUUAUAAAUAAUUAAUGGCCACUUUGAUCAUGUAUUACAUAUAUGUCAAGUUAAUUAGAGUGUAGAAGGCCCUUAUCAUUGUGCAAUUGUAAGACGUUCAAGUAGUUUUCUAAGCACUCACCAUUUGAAUUUCAACUAUAACACAUUAUUGGACAUUUUCCUCCCGCGCCACUCUGUGGGCCAGGUCGAAAAAAAAAAAUAGAGCCUAGAACUAAUUGUAAUCAAAGCUAAGAACCCUAAUGUAAGCUAGUUGUAUAUAUUGUGGGUGAUGUGUUCAGAGAGAAACCCUAAUUUUGGUUACUUGUUGUACUCUAUAUAUAAGGGUAAGAAACCCUAAUUCCUCUAUGCAAGCUACUAGGGUUUCAAUUGUUUUUUAUUAAUUAUCUACCUGUGCCCCUUUUGAAUGUAAUGUGAUCAUGAUUUGCUUUAUAUAUGUACCCAUGACUAGUUAAUUGCUUAUCAAAAUGGCAUGUUGAUCCCUUGUCAAUACAUUUUUUAUUUCCAAACUACAACAUGCACACUUCAACUCUUAUCAUCCUUGUAAGUGCUACAACCGUGUAAUUAUAGUAGAUAUAAAAUACUACCUAUUACUUGCGUAGUAGUUAUCAUCUUGUAGUUGCUACAAUCACAUCGAAAAACACAAAUGUACAGAGGUAGAAUAGGAUAUAUAGCAUCCUUGUAAGUUUUCCCCAUUAAUUAAUAUGAAGGAUAUAUAUUGUUGUUUUUAUUUAACUAACUAAUCAUGGAAGAAGUUUAAUAGUGAUCUUUGUUAUAGAGAUCCUUUAGGUUGAUAUAUAACUAGUUAUGCAUAUUGCACAGACCUAUAAGAUCCUUCGAUAUAUAUCCUAAGAUGGAUCACAGAUCAAUCGUAGACUAUUAAGUCCAGCACAUAUAUGUAACUGUGGAAUAUUCUGACAUAUUUGUUUCCUUGUGAUGAUUUUGUAUGAAAAAACCAUGGCAUACAACUUGUGAUGUAACAUGCACAAAGAGGGGAGGAAGAUGGAAGUCAUACGCCUGCCACAGUUGCUGGUUUGGCCUCUAAAUGCUCCAACUUGUGCAUCUGACAAAGUUACAAAUGAUAAAGAUGGCACAUAUGGUUGAAAAUUUUAGUAUACGAUGUAUAAUUUUCUUAAAGAAAAAGAACUUUUUAAUUAUCAACUUCCUUUUGGUCAUGUUAACUACUGAGGUCAGAGUUUCAGUGUCAACUAUAAUCUACUGUAAUUAACACUAAAAAAAGGGUUACGUUGUGCCAUCCCUGUCAUCAGCUUUGCAAUCCGACAGACUUCUGAGUACGUAGAUGAUCCUGUCGAUCGAUCCAUGCACGCACGCAAAGAAAGGAACUCAGAGAAGAGAAGAUGGCAUUUGCUGCUUCAAGUUAAACUCAAAGAAAGGAACAAAGUUACAAAAAAGCUAGCCUUUGAGAUAAAUCUAAUAAUUAUGAUCAACAGCAGUGUCAGACAAACUAUAUAUAUAUUCAGUAGGAGGAUUCCUGACUGCUUUUCAGUAUUCACGGAUGUGAAUCUUCUAGCCUGGCAUUUGGGUUUA
Zingiber officinale is the source of this 5815-nucleotide messenger RNA. RefSeq names its product protein MONOCULM 1-like. Gene Ontology annotation, molecular function: DNA-binding transcription factor activity; sequence-specific DNA binding. Gene Ontology annotation, cellular component: nucleus. The coding region runs from base 3011 to 4186 and encodes 391 amino acids. The record is from RefSeq and is a predicted model, not a curated record. Gene Ontology annotation, biological process: regulation of DNA-templated transcription; meristem initiation. The transcript has a single exon. Lineage: Eukaryota; Viridiplantae; Streptophyta; Magnoliopsida; Zingiberales; Zingiberaceae.